Messenger RNA from Babesia bigemina, 1341 nucleotides. RefSeq lists its product as hypothetical. Lineage: Eukaryota; Apicomplexa; Aconoidasida; Piroplasmida; Babesiidae. The transcript is spliced from 4 exons. Bases 1 to 1341 code for a protein of 446 amino acids. The record is from RefSeq and is a predicted model, not a curated record.
AUGUUUAACGGUGUAGGGCUUACCACGCCGAGAGGCAGUGGAACGAAUGGAUACGUCCAAAAAAGCCUCGCGACUCUGCGGCCCGUCAGGAUCGCCAAAGGGCAUGACCAGCAAGGGGUUAUCACGCGCCCAAAGCUGCGUACAAACCCCGAAAUCGCACUACAUGAAAAACUUAGGGCGCUGGAAGUCAAACUCUUGGAGUUGCGCGUACUGAAGGAAGGUCAGAUGAGCACGGAAGAAUUGGACAAGUUGAUAGCAAAUGAGAGGCAGCGGCUCAUGAAGCUGCUGGAGCAGGAUAGUAUGGUUUACGAUCGCCGAGAAAACGACAGCAACCAACUAGCGGAGGAUAAGGCGCGGCGCAAUCAGAAGAUGAAGGAAGCGCUGAAAAUAAAGGACACUGACCAUGGAGCGAAACCAAGGGAUGUAGAGGCGGAAGACCAAGGCACAUCACUAGGCGAACGGGAUGAAAUUGACCAAAGAGCCCAUCUCACAGUGCGCAUAGUAGGGACGUGGAAAGGAGCGCAUCGCGAUCAGGCACGCCAUAUAGCGAACGUCGACACGUCAAAAAGUACAAACGUUCAAGCAGGUCUUACUCCGCCGACAGCGAUGUGUCCCGCGGCUCUCACUCAACACGUCGACAAAGAUACAGACGCUUACGCAGCGUUUCCAACUCAAGACCGAGUUCACACGGCAGUUCGUCCAGCGAACGCGACACCGAUAGAUCCGCCGACAGAAGCACCGAACGAGACAGAAUGCGGCGCAGGGAACGUUCACGUCGCCAUAGGAGCCCAAGCCGUAGUUACAGGAAAAGAAGGGGUUCAGGGCAUAAAUCUUACCGCAGCACUAGCCGUAGUGUGUCUAGCAGGCCAUCGCCCAGUAGAUCGCACAGCGAUGCCUCACACGACAGCUCGGUAUCGCGCAGUCAUACGCCGCAACAUCGCAAAGGUGACCGUGGCAGGAGUAAAAGGGAUAGGAAUGCUAUCUCAACGCGGGACAAAACAAUACAUAAGGAUCGUAGCCGAUCACGAUCAAACAGAGCUCGCUCUAGAAGUUACCAAAUCGAACGCAGACGCAGCCACUCAAGCGGAUACAGAAGACCGAUAUAGCUCAAGAAAAUGCCGCAGAAGCAGCUCAUCAUCAGUUAGCUCGUCACCGUCGCCGCAUGAAACAAGACGAGCAGAGCUGAGGCAUCGUGACUCAAGGAAGUCUAAGAGCUCUUCCCGGAGCAGGAGCAGGACGCACGACAGACAUUCCAGGUCGCUUAGCCGUGCCCCUGGUAACUACGAACGCAAUGACGGCGGUAGCGCCACCGAUAGCAGCAUGGAGCACAGUGACGGCUAA